AUGGACAUCAGCAAUGCAUUCCUUCACAGAGAUCUUGAUGAAGAAGUUUUCAUGGUUCUGCCUCCAGGAUUCCAAAGUGACAGACCAAAUCAAGUGUGUAAGCUCACAAGGUCCCUCUAUGGUUUGAAGCAGGCGAGCCGCCAAUGGAACGCUAAGCUGACUUCUGCCCUUCUAAGUGUUGGUUUCAGGCAGUCCAAUGCAGACCCCUCUUUAUUCACUAGAGACAGUAAUGAUAAGUUCAUUGCCUUAUUGGUCUAUGUCAAUGACAUCUUGGUAGCAAGCGGCAAUAUGACUCUGAUUCAAGGCCUUAAAGACAUGCUAAACACGGCUUUCAAGAUCAAGGAUCUUGGAGUUGUCAGCUACUUUCUGGGAAUAGAGGCAAAAUUAAGCAGUGAUGGCUUAAACCUCUGUCAGCGGAAAUAUGCCCUCGAAAUUCUAAGUGACGCUGGAUUUCUAGAAUGCAAACUAGCACGGACGCCCAUGGUUCCAGGGUCUGUAUUGACACGAGGAGUUGGAACACCUCUUGAAGAUCCAGGCUGUUAUCGAAGGCUUGUGGGCAGGCUCCUAUACCUUACGGCAACCAGGCCCGAUAUUGCUUAUGUUGUCCAUCACCUUAGCCAGUUUGUGAGUUCUCAUACGGACGUUCACAUGGUUGCAGCUCACCGUGUGCUUCGCUAUAUAAAAGGAUCUCCUGGGCAAGGAUUGUUCUACCCAGCAGCAACGACCCUUAGCCUUAAGGUUUUCUCCGACUCAGAUUGGGCUUCAUGCCCUGAAACACGACGAUCUAUAACCGGAUUCUGCAUAUUUUUGGGAGCAUCUCUUAUCUCUUGGCGUUCGAAGAAGCAGCCUAUAGUGUCUCGGUCUUCUUCUGAGGCGGAAUAUAGAGCGCUGGCUACCACGGCGUGUGAGCUACAAUGGUUACAUACUCUGCUUCAUGAUCUGCAUGUUCUCAUGUCAGGGCCUGCUAUUGUUUUCUGUAACAAUAAAUCUGCUAUUGCGAUUUCGGAGAACUUUGUAUUCCACGAGAGGACCAAGCACAUCGAAAUAGACUGCCACGUGGUGAGAGAACGGGUUGCUCAAGGUCUGAUAAAAUUGUUGUCAGUUUCCUCCCUCAAUCAAAUCGCAGAUGGUCUAACCAAGCCUUUGUCUGCUCCUCUGUUCCAUGGCUUUGUAUCUAAGUUGGGAGUGCAAGACUUGCACAAUCCAACUUACCGGGGGGGGGGGGUAUUAGAGGAAUAA
Ipomoea nil (Japanese morning glory) is the source of this 1239-nucleotide messenger RNA. RefSeq lists its product as uncharacterized. NCBI's taxonomy places the organism in Eukaryota, Viridiplantae, Streptophyta, Magnoliopsida, Solanales, Convolvulaceae. The record is from RefSeq and is a predicted model, not a curated record. Bases 1 to 1239 code for a protein of 412 amino acids. The transcript has a single exon.